Messenger RNA from Penicillium angulare, 3384 nucleotides. RefSeq names its product lipase family protein. The record is from RefSeq and is a predicted model, not a curated record. Gene Ontology annotation, biological process: lipid metabolic process. The transcript is spliced from 2 exons. Bases 1 to 3384 code for a protein of 1127 amino acids. NCBI's taxonomy places the organism in Eukaryota, Fungi, Ascomycota, Eurotiomycetes, Eurotiales, Aspergillaceae.
AUGUCUGCCCCUGUUCCUGAAAAGGCCCAGAACCAAUUAACCCCAACCAGCCAUGUCCCCGCAACGUCAGGCACCACGCUCCUGCCGCGUCCAUUUGCGUCCCUAGUAUCUCUGCUGACCCAAUCCACUUCAUUAUCCCUGCGCAUCGGGUCAUUUUUCGGUGGGGUAGCGCUCGAUGGCGCACGAGCGACCACUUUAACUGGUCUUGAACUGAGUCGCGCUGUUAUUGAGGGGAUUCUCACGCGCGCUGGACGCGAUGUCGCGAUACGUAGUGGGGACGAACAUGGUCGGCUGGAGGCAGAGUCAUUAUUAGAGAAGAGUUUAGCAACGCUACAUACAACAGUGACCUCGGCGUCUUUUUUCGCUGCAGCGACCUUUCAUUUCUCGUCAACGACGCUGGCAUCUGUGACGAAUUUCUCUCAGGCUCUCUUGUCAACUUUGGAUGCGAUCUUGGGGUCCACUGAGUCUUCGAGGGCGAUUGCGGCGAUCAUCACCCUUAUUCGACGCGAGUUCAGAUCCGUGGAUACCCUCGGAAGCACUGAGAAGAUUGGUGUUGGGGAUCUCCUCAUUGGCUCGGUGGGCUUUGCACUGCUACAGCGCUGGGGAAAGAGAAAUACCGAAAGAAGCCUGCGAGAAAAUGGCGGAGAUGAAAUCAUUUGGGAUACCGUCAUUCUUGAUAAUGGGGCCAGGGCCGAUGUGGUUAGAACAGAGGCGCUGCAGCUUCCGAGUGACGAGCGGGAAGAUGUCUCAGAGGACCAUGAUGGCGCCUCCUUUGUGAUGCCUGGUAGUAAUGAUCAACCCUUCAGUGCUGUUCAGCGACGUCCGAGCACUGGGGAUUCAUUCGCAGAUUCCCAUCUGUCUUUUCCAAUGAAUGGACAGCAGGCCUCAGAUGAGGAUGUCCGAUCUUACAUUAUGAGUCAAUUACCGCAGGGCUGCCAUGCCUCCAUAAGAUCUGAGGUUUUGACGGCGACGACAAUUACCGUUGAUAUUUUUGAUGAGGAUGUCGCUGAGAUUACAGCCCCUCCUGGGACGACAAUGGUUGAAGAACGAUUUCACCAUCAUGAUUACGCUAGCCCGAGUGUGCCAGCUUAUCAUCAACUACCGAAGCACACAGUAGUGUUUCGGACGGCCCUCAACAAGUCACAGAAUACGCAGCUACGACCGCAUAGCUCUACCGAACCUGAUCUUGAGCCACCACCAUUACCAGAACGCCCAUCUUUGGGAAAGCAUCCUAGAGCCAAAUCACAGGACUCAUCCAGCGAUGCCACUAUCAAGGAUGAAAGUCGGGCCCCAGGUCCGACAUCUAAUCACCGAGAGGGCCCUGCUGGCAAAGGAUCCUUGGCCAGAUUUGCUCAACGUGUCAGGCCCACUGGUCAAGACAAGACGGACAGUGCGAAGCGACAACCUCCUAGGCGACCCACUGUCAAAGUCCCAGCGCCAUCCGAGGCAGUAUCAAGUCGAGCCCCUAUCAAGCCGCCACGAGGACCACUCUCUGUAAAAAGCACAACCGCUAGAGAAACCUCUGCGCGGCCGACUCAUAUUCGACCAUCUAGCCAUGCAUCCAAUUACAGUCCAUCCAUCUCUGCCCCAAAUCGAGGUUUACGGCGAUCGCCUUUACCGAAUUCACCUCAAAGCUAUUCUCCACGCUCUCAAGCCAAGCCUACUCCGCCUCCUCGGGGUGCACACGACAGAACAAACUCUAGGACAGGUCACUAUGUAUCGCACGAGAGAAGUCAAGAGUCCCUUCUCACUCACACUGAUACAUUCUCACGCCGUGGUUCAGACUUUCGUCCAGGAUCCCCGGCCACCCCUCGUGCUCAUAUUCGAAGUAGCAGCUCCUUGUCAGUGUCGAGGUCUGAAACUGAUGGACCAGUUUCAGCGACUGAUACCCGACCGGGCUCCUCGUCAUUCCAUACCCGAUCACAUUCAUACACGCCAAGUAUGUACUCAGUCGCAACUGCGGACUCCGAAACGUCUAUCCUGCUAGCUCAUCGCCCACGCAAAAGCGCGUAUGAAGAUUUGGAGACUAUCCGAGCCCUCAAUCGCGAUGGAAUGGUUCCUGGUAUCUUCCCAGAAAGACAUUUUGUUCAGAACGUUCGCCGAUUUUGUCGCUUCUCGUCUGCCUCAUAUGGUUCAAGUGCCUUGAAGGUCAUGGGAGUACACAAAGAUGCGAAGAAUAUCCCACAUCAAACAUCAGACAGCCAUGAGCACAGCGCAUUCGAGCAUAAUGCUGGUCUUCCAGCAUCGACAAUUCUUCUCUCCUCUUUCGUGGACCCAGCCGGUGGAUCUAAUGCAGCUGGUGAAACAGAAAGUGGCUUUCCGCUCGUGCACUAUCUAUCCAUUGAUCACGAAUCAAAGGCUGUAGUUCUCACCCUCCGUGGGACUUGGGGCUUCGAAGACAUCCUCACAGAUAUGACCUGCGACUACGACGACCUCGAAUGGCAAGGUAAAAACUGGAAGGUACACAAAGGCAUGCAUGCAUCUGCAAAGCGUCUCCUCGAAGGUGGCGGCGGCCGCGUAAUGAUCACCCUUCGCGCAGCUCUAGAAGAGUUCCAAGACUACGGCGUCGUUCUCUGCGGCCACUCGCUCGGCGGUGGUGUCGCCGCCCUGCUAGCAACCAUGAUAGCUGAACCCAGCACCAUUCUCACCGGCACAUCCUUCGUCACAGCAUCCUAUCAACAACCUACUCAACACCGCCUCCUCCCCUCUGCCAACAACACCGACAGCAUUCCCAUCCCCACCCCAACACCAAAACACUACGAUCUCCCUACCGGUCGCCCAAUCCACGUCUACGCCUACGGUCCGCCCGCCGUAAUGUCCCCAUUCCUCCGCCUCGCAACCCGCGGCCUAAUAACAACCGUCGUAAACAGCCAAGACGUAGUCCCAAGCCUCUCCCUCGGUAUCCUCCACGACAUGCACACAGCAUCAACACUCUUCAAAACAGACGUCUCCGGCGCAAAGUCCAACAUCCGCCAACGCCUGCACUCAAGUCUCCGCCAAAGCAUCGUACACAAGUUCUACGUGAACCAGCCCCCUCUCGUCGUGAAUGCAGGCGAUGGCGUCGGUGAAGACGCAUGGGCGUGGAGAACUCUCGCACUAUUACGUGAUGAAAUGCGUGCGCCGAAACUUAUGCCGCCUGGUGAAGUUUUUGUAGUUGAUACUAUGCGCGUCUUGCAGAGGGAAGCUUUUACGGUGCAUUCUUUUGGAAGUGAUGGGUAUCCGAGACUCGGGAGGCCGGCGACUCGUGUGCAGAUGAGGUUUAUUAGAGAUGUAGAGGCUUGGUUUGGGGAGUUGAAGUUUACGUCGGGUAUGUUGAGUGAUCAUAAUCCGGCAAGUUAUGAGGCUAGUCUUGCUGCUUUGGUGAGGGGGGUUUUGGAUGAGUGA